GUGAUGCCAAUCAAAAAAAGGCUUGGGAAUUGGCGAACAAGGUAGUAGAUAAAAAUAAUAAAAAAUUAGCCGAGGAGGCGUUAAAUAAAGCCAAAAAACCGGAAAAAACUCUGGACGAAAUUAAGCAAGAAGCCAAAGGUAAAAUGGGUGAUGAUAAAGCUGCUUGGGCAAAAAAUAAAGGCACGGAUGAUAAUCUGGGAUAUGCGGCUGGAGCCUUGGCUAAAUUAAAAAAAGCCACUACUGAUUUAACCACCCUUAUCACGGAAUCCAAAAUUGACCAAGUUACUGACCAAGCCAGUUUAGAUAAGGCUUUGGGGAUAAUUAAGGGUUCUGCUAAUUAUAAUAAUAUUAAAACUGAUGUAGAACAAUUGGUAGAACCACGGGCAAAAUUGUUGGUGGAACUCAAUAAGGAUAGUAAUACCGAUAAAAAAGCCUUGGCUAAAUUAAUAGCGGAAUUUAUUAAAAAAUUUGAGAAAAAUUAUGUAGAUA
This is a messenger RNA of Racocetra persica, 489 nucleotides long. Lineage: Eukaryota; Fungi; Glomeromycota; Glomeromycetes; Diversisporales; Gigasporaceae. The record is from the annotation of a GenBank genome assembly.